GUCUGAGCAGAUUAUUUGCACGUUGAAGUGAUUUGUAUAUAAUGUGAUCCUUGUAUGUCUACGUUGAUGUCGUUUCUGGCUGUUGCUCGCUCAGCACGAUGCUACUCGACAUUGGUCAAGCCACAAUCAGAGGUCACAGAAGCUUUGGCGUACGUUUCACACUCUAAGGAUCCAUGGUUCAAUCUCGCAUUCGAAGACUGGUUAUUCAGAACGUCUAGUAAACCAUCACAUGUACUAUUCUUGUAUAGGAAUACGCCUUCAGUAAUCAUUGGACGUAAUCAAAACCCAUGGAAUGAGAUGGAUCUAAAGACUAUGAAAUCACUCGAUAUACCUUUCAUCAGACGGCGAAGUGGUGGUGGUACUGUCUUCCAUGAUCUAGGAAAUACAAACUAUAGCGUAAUGAUGCCACAAUCUGUCUUCAAUAGACGUGAUAAUGCCCAAUUAGUCGCAAGUGCACUAAACAAACUCGAUGUUCCUGCAUCAGUGAAUGAGCGACAUGAUAUUGUUGUAGAUGGCUACAAAAUAUCAGGGUCUGCUUUUAAGCUUACAAGUUCACGGGCUUAUCAUCAUGGAACGAUGCUUUUGAAUUCGAACAUUAAAACACUCUCGCAGGCACUUAAGAACCCAAAUCAAUCCCUGGUGACUAAAGGUGUACCAUCUGUUCGAUCACCAGUGAAGAAUGUUGUUGAUUGGCAACCUAAUAUCACUCACGAGACAUUUGUCGAUGCAAUUAUAAAAAGAUUCAAAGAGCACCAUAAGAUGGGUAAAAAUACUGUGGUGUCUAACAUCGAUGAAAGCCUUCUUGAGAAGGAUGUUAGUGAACAAGUCACGAAACUCAAGGAUGAGCUACAAGAAUGGAGUUGGCACUACGGACAGACGCCCGAAUUCACGAACACCGUAGAUACUACGAUAGAAGGACAGAAAUAUGUAGCUGAAAUCAAGUCAAAACACGGCAGAAUUACGGAGUUGUCGGUUAGUAACUGUCCAGAAGAACUCAUAGGACAGUUUUCUGAGAAGAAAUAUGGAUUUAUACGUUUAGAGGAUAUAAAAACGCGUAACAAACUCGAAGAAAGUAUUGUAGAAUGGCUAAUUGAAUGCAUGUAAGAGAAUUGAAAUAAUGUAAGAAUCAAGGAAAGAGAUGAAUAGAUAACUAUACAACUACUGCCAAUCCUUUCUACUUUUAAUAUUGCCUUACUAUAGCACUCACAGCGACGUGAAGUAGCGUCAGAAGUGAGGAAUAAUGAAGGCUUGUAAUGUAACACAAGCAGGCU
Molecule: messenger RNA, 1271 nt
Organism: Wallemia mellicola CBS 633.66
Lineage: Eukaryota; Fungi; Basidiomycota; Wallemiomycetes; Wallemiales; Wallemiaceae
Product: Lipoyltransferase and lipoate-protein ligase
Exons: 9
Coding region: 55-1104 (349 amino acids)
Biological process (GO): protein lipoylation
Cellular component (GO): mitochondrion; cytoplasm
Molecular function (GO): lipoyltransferase activity
Source: RefSeq, a predicted model, not a curated record